This is a messenger RNA of Oncorhynchus masou masou (cherry salmon), 4009 nucleotides long. RefSeq names its product zinc finger protein 362a (gene znf362a). Gene Ontology annotation, cellular component: nucleus. Gene Ontology annotation, biological process: regulation of transcription by RNA polymerase II. Bases 296 to 1654 code for a protein of 452 amino acids. The transcript is spliced from 9 exons. The record is from RefSeq and is a predicted model, not a curated record. NCBI's taxonomy places the organism in Eukaryota, Metazoa, Chordata, Actinopteri, Salmoniformes, Salmonidae. Gene Ontology annotation, molecular function: DNA-binding transcription factor activity, RNA polymerase II-specific; RNA polymerase II cis-regulatory region sequence-specific DNA binding.
UGCAGACAGUUGACAGCCUGUCAAACGAAAAGCUGUCACCAAUUAUGUCACUACAAUGAGGCAUAUCCUAAACCAAGUUUAUAUCGCAGCAAUUAUGUCAAUUUUGAAUAUCUUUAGGCCUAUUUUGUAGUUUUUAUAUUUCCAAAAUCUGCUUCAGUGAAAGCAAAUCCUCGCCUGCAGCACCCAGAAGUGAACAGUAGGCGACCCGGAAGGUCUGAACUCCAACUGAAGACAAGCAAAAGGAACAUCUUAUUAUUAUAUAAAAUAUCAUUAAAUCUACCAUCGAGGUGUCAGGAUGGCUGAACCUCGUUUCAAUAAUCCCUACUUCUGGCCCCCACCACCCAACAUGCCUGGCCAGCUGGAUAACCUUGUGUUGAUCAACAAGAUCAAGGAACAGCUGAUGGCUGAGAAGAUCAGACCGCCCCACCUGCAGUCUCCCACAGUUCCCUCCCAACAGCAACUGCUGGGGAAUCCUACACAGACAGAAGGUGGGCAGCAUGUCCAGAUGUCAGUUGAGAAACUGCAGCAGAUGCAACAAGAACUCCAUGCCCACAGCCCGUCCCAUCCAGACAUUGCCCUGCACGCCCGGCCAGCCUCCAGCUCUGUUGCAGGACGUAUUCUUGGUGAUGUAAACUUUAAUCUGGAUGAUAAAACAGCUAUAAAAGCUAGAGGAUUGUGGGAAGACUGGCAUUUGCGUCAAAUCAUAGACCAACCCUCUAGAACGAACCACCUGUCAGGUCUGCCACUUUCCUCUCGAAUGGGCAACCAUAACACCUCAGAGGCCGUCACUCUGACUACACCCAACUCCAAUAGUCUGAGCCGACUCGGCGGAGCCCCCUCACCACAUCAUGUCCUCUCAGGCUUGGCCAGUGGCCCUGGGAUGGAACAAAUCAAAAGUAACGGAGGCCUUGCUGGACUGCUGGGGCCCCCUCCCAAGAUGGAAGGGCGAGGCCGUAAGAAGAUAAAAGCUGAGAACGGUGGUGGCUCUCUGUUGGUGGUGCCUUACCCCAUCCUAGCCUCAGGCAACGACCAAUCCUGCCACACCAUCACCCCCAAACAGGGCAAAUGCUACAGGUGUAAAUCGUGCCCGCUGACCUUCUUCUCCAAGUCAGACAUGCAGAUCCACUCCAAGUCCCACACAGAGGCCAAGCCUCACAAGUGUCCUCACUGCUCCAAAUCCUUCGCCAACGCAUCCUACCUGGCCCAGCACCUCCGCAUACACCUGGGCGUCAAACCUUAUCACUGCUCCUACUGCGAGAAAUGCUUCCGCCAGCUCUCCCACCUGCAGCAGCACACCAGGAUUCACACUGGAGAUCGGCCCUAUAAAUGUGCCCAUCCAGGUUGUGAAAAAGCCUUCACUCAGCUCUCCAAUCUGCAGUCUCAUCAGAGACAGCACAACAAAGACAAGCCCUACAAGUGUCCGAACUGUUACCGUGCCUACUCGGACUCUGCCUCACUGCAGAUCCACUUGUCUGCGCAUGCCAUCAAAAAUGCCAAGGCCUACUGCUGCAGCAUGUGUGGCAGAGCCUACACCUCAGAGACCUACCUUAUGAAGCACAUGUCCAAACACACGGUGGUGGAACACCUGGUGAGCCAUCACUCUCCACAGAGGACAGAGUCUCCCAGUGUCCCCAUACGGAUCUCCCUCAUCUGAGCACUUCGCCCUGACACCCUACCCUGAUACCCUACCACUGACACCCUACCCCUGACACCCUACCCCUGACACCCUACCCUGACACCCUACCCUGACACCCUACCCUGACACCCUACCACUGACACCCUACCCCUGACACCCUACCCCUGACACCCUACCCUGACACCCUACCCUGACACCCUACCCUGACACCCUACCACUGACACCCUACCCCUGACACCCUACCCCUGACACCCUACCCCUGACACCCUACCCUGACACCCUACCCUGACACCCUACCACUGACACCCUACCACUGACACCCUACCCCUGACACCCUACCCCUGACACCCUACCCCUGACACCCUACCCCUGACACCCUACCCUGACACCCUACCCUGACACCCUACCCUGACACCCUACCACUGACACCCUACCACUGACACCCUACCACUGACACCCUACCCCUGACACCCUACCCCUGACACCCUACCCCUGACACCCUACCCCUGACACCCUACCCCUGACACCCUACCCUGACACCCUACCCUGACACCCUACCCUGACACCCUACCCUGACACCCCUGUAAGGUCACACCCCUCCACUUAAGCGUAAUCAAUCCCAGAUAUUGGCUUUUAUUUGUUUGUUUGUAUACCCCAUGUGGGUUUAAAAAAUGGGUCAAACUGUAUUUGUACCUUAUCAAGAGGUAGACUUUUUUUCCUGUCAUCUAUAUGGUGUGAUUGGGUAAUGUUUGGGACAUCCAAAGAUGAUUUUACAGCACUUUCAGGCCUCAUAGUAUUGGCCCAAAAAGUUUUUAGUCUACAAGACAAUAAAAGGCAUUGCUCCAGGCAGCUAAAAAGUUAACCAUAGGUGUUAUAAUGCAUUAAAGGACCACUCCUAUGUUUUUCUAUAUUGUCCUUUUCUCUCUUUACGCUUUGCUAAAGUAUAUUUACAUUGGGAACUUUACCUUCCUUUUGGUUAGGUCAACUAAAUCAUGUAUCCAAGCUUUUUUUUUUGCUACGCCUAAUGUCAAUGUUUGCAUCACUUUUGUUACUUAAAAAGGAAUUGUUCUCAUGUAAGCUUUAUAACGCUUAAGUAUGUCUUUUAGACAACAAUGCACACAAAAGGCUUUCAAAAUGGAGGGCCAAUACCUAUGUUUUAUUGUUGUAGUUUUCAUCUUGUUAAUAUUAUUGUCCACGGUAUUAAAAAGGACACUGCUUAUGGCAAUCCUGAAAAGCACCAAAAUAUAUUUUGAAUCUGAUGUUGGUAUUUGUAGAAACUCAGCAUGUAAGAGUAAAAAUAUUUUGGUGACGUAUUGAAGAAAUGUAGCACAAAGAAUUGUCCAUAAUGAAACUGACAUAUUUGUUGGUUCAAGCCAUUCCAGUACCUGACAGAUUUUCAACAAGAUUUGAAUGGAGGCAGACAACUCAUUUCAAAUCGAAAUGUAUGAAAUAUCUUAACACACAUUCCAUUAUAUGUAACAUUUCAAUGUGACUCGAUUGAACCCUCUACCAUGUGUCAUGCUGUGGUCAAUUGCAUGCAUGAGCUCUGCCUGUGUGCUACAAAGAUUUGUUUGCUGACGUUGAUGAGGAAGGGGUCUCCUCAUAUUUCCUUUUAUCUUGCCUAUGAAAUAGGAAUGGAAAGUACAAAUACGAGAAUCCACAGGUUUGAAACCAAAUGAAUGUAAUCCUUCUUAAUUUGUAUAUUUUCCCCAUGUCUGCCAGUGAUGGAUAUGGUGUGCUGUCUGGUAGAAAAUGGCAGAGCACAUUACAAAAUGUGAUACCUCCUGGCCUUUCCUUGGUUAACACCUGUGAAGCUCUUUGCGAAGAACAACAUGUGCUGCCUCCUCACUGUCUCCUUUUCUAUUGAGUGAUUAUUUGUACAUAUAUUCUGCAUCUAUGUCCUGCAGGUUAUUUUAUGCCCUUUAAUGUUUAAAUUGAAAAUUAGUAAAUUCCUGUUUUGGGUGUCCCAUGAAAUAUGUAUAGAUAUCUUUAUGUACAAAAAGACCUCCUUGUGUCUUGUAAUCAUUUUGCUCUCAUGUCUAAAUAUGAAUGAUUAACAUUUUGUUAAUUUUAUACGCAUUUAAGCCUUAACUUGUAUCAUUGUAUUACAUUUUAUUUGUCCCAUAUUGAUGCCUCUCUGUACCCAGUGUUUUAUGCAUUUUAUUUCAUAGCAUGGAAUAUACUGUAAAUAAACUAUAUUAACUGUUAAUCCCUUUUCUAUAGUAAAUGAUUAUAUAGGUCUAGCUAUUAUUACAAAAAUCAUUGUUUCAUUUGUCAUGCAUUGUGGUACCAUGUCCACAUUACACGCAGUCAAGACUUAGAGUGAAUUGACUUUGUGUAAGAAUGAGCAAAGAAUAAAACUAUUCAAAUGUU